Molecule: messenger RNA, 2830 nt
Organism: Culex quinquefasciatus (southern house mosquito)
Lineage: Eukaryota; Metazoa; Arthropoda; Insecta; Diptera; Culicidae
Product: organic cation transporter protein
Exons: 3
Coding region: 999-2678 (559 amino acids)
Biological process (GO): transmembrane transport
Cellular component (GO): membrane
Molecular function (GO): transmembrane transporter activity
Source: RefSeq, a predicted model, not a curated record
UCUCACUUCGUUGGUGCGGUUCGAUUUGAGCGGCAGUGAAGUGUUCGGCAGUCCAUUAAGCGUAGUGUGUUUACGUUUUUUUUGUUGUUGUUUUCGCUGACAUCGCUGGAGGUCGGUUACUGACCGACCCCGAAAAUUAGGGUCCAACCGGUGCAGUUUGGGGAAGUGAAUGUGCUUUGGGCGACUCGGAACUCCUUCUUCAAGUUCAACGGGGAUAACCGUGACAAGUCCAAAAUACGGGAUCAGGUUCUGGCCGUUGUUUCCGGAUUUAUGGCAGAACAAUAAAUGGUGUUGUGAAGAUAACCAAAAAAGAGUGCACUGACCAACGAAACAAAAAAAAGUGCACAAAACCAUUCCGUCGUCGAGGAAGAGAAAAACAUUCGCAGCCAACAAAGUAGAAGAUCAAUCAACAGUCCUACAACUCAACGCAGAUUGAACGAGAGAGAGUCAGAGAGAGAGAGCGAGAUCGUCAACAAAAGGGAAAACUCUUGCACGGGGUAGCUGCCCCUAAUUUCGCCCCAUCGGUCCAUUUCGCACCACGCGAAAAAACACUUCAGUGGUGGCGUUUCAGCGCGGCGCUUCUCGGCGUUGCUCAGCGUUUGAAGAGAACGACCGCGUUGAGCGGCUCACGCUCAGGAGUUGCGCGUAGACUGUUGGCGCGAGCAGACCGCAGAAAGCACGCUCAGACCGCGGUUCCGGGGCAGCGGUUCAAGUCAAAUUCUGUACUCUACCCCAAAGAAGGACUUGACUCGAGGUGAUCAGGUCCGGGGAAGAACCGGAGUGUUCAAGAGGUGAUCGUCUUAGAUCGUGGUUUAGAUCGUGCUGGAGCACCGACGAGGUAGGACGUGGUUCUUGAAGCAAAUCUCUGAAGUGAACUCCGCGGUGUUCAGUGAAAGGAAACGGUGAACUUGGCCGUUGACGGAGAUCUGCCUGGUGCGCUUGUCAGGGUCCUUUCGUCGAUUGAACUCUGAGUGCUGGCGUAGAAUAAUCGGUCAAAAAUGGCCGUCGAUCACACGCUGGAGGAGCUGAUGGGAAUGCUGGGCGACUUUGGUCGUUACCAGGGCUUCCAGUUCGUGCUGCACCUGCUGGCGGCCAUAACUGCCGGCCUGCACAUGCUUUCGUUGGUGACCGUGGCGGCCGUUCCGGAACAUCGAUGCUUCAUCGAGGGGGUGGAUUCGCUGAACGGGACUUCCCUGUUGAACGCUAGCAGUUCCAUGAUGGAUGUUGAUUUGCUGGGGGAUUACAUCCCGUUGAACGCGGCCGGUGAGCUGGAGUCCUGUAUGAUGUACCAGCCGGGCGUUACGAACGUUACGGUGGCCUGUACGUCGUACGUUUACAACACGACCUUUUACAAGACUUCGCGGACGAUCGAGUGGGAUUUGGUGUGUGGACGGCGGUGGAUGGGAUCGCUGGCGCAGACGAUCUACAUGCUGGGAGUGUUUACGGGAGCGGUUUGGCUGGGGGGAUUGGCGGAUAAGAUCGGAAGGAAGAAGGUGUUCUGCUGGUCGGGUCUGCUGCAGUUGAUUCUGGGAGUGGCGGUGGCGUUCACCCCGGAGUAUUACUCGUUUUUGGUGCUGCGAUAUCUGUACGGAAUCUUUGGUAGCGCUGGAAGUUACAUCACUGGAUUCGUGUUGACCAUGGAGUUGGUUGGUCCGAGUAUGCGAACGCCUUGCGGAAUCUCGUUCCAGGCUGCAUUCGCUGGAGGAAUCAUGCUGGUGGCAGCUUGGGGUGCGCUGAUCACGGAUCGAUUGCUUCUCCAGGUUGUGUACGGCUUGCACGGACUGCUCCUGAUCGCCCACUGGUGGAUCAUGGAUGAAUCUCCCCGAUGGCUGUGGAUGCAAGAUCGCAAGCGAGAAGCCAUCGACAUCAUCGCGAAGGCGGUUCGCAUGAACGGUCGCGGAAUACACGUCGACAAGGAGUACUACCUGUCCAAGGACAAGUCCAACUUCAUCUCCGAAUCAACCCCCAAAGCCUCAGCUGGACUGAGCGACCUCUUCAAGACCCCGAACCUGCGCAAGAUGACUCUGAACGUGUGCCUCUGCUGGUUCGCCAACUCCAUCACCUACUACGGUCUGUCCCUCAGCUCCGGCAAGCUCGGUGGCAACCCCUACCUAAUUCUCUUCCUGAUGGCCCUCGUUGAGUUCCCAUCCUACAUCGCAAUCAUCUUCCUCCUGGACCGUCUCGGUCGUCGCUCCAUCACCUCAACGCUGAUGCUCGUCGGCGGAACGUGCUGCAUCGUGGCCGCUUACCUCACCAAGGGUAGCAUCGAGUCCACCACGAUCGUCAUGUUCGGCAAGCUCUUCAUCGCGGGCUCGUUCGCCGUCAUCUACAACUACUCCGCCGAACUGUUCCCCACCGUCGUGCGGAACUCCGCCAUGGGCCUGGGAUCGAUGUGCGCUCGUCUCGCCGGAGCCUCCACCCCCAUCAUCAUCCUGUUCGACUCGUUCGACCCGAAGAUCCCCGCCGUCAUCUUCGGCGCCAUCUCGCUAAUCUCCGGCGCGUGGGUUCUGUUCCUGCCGGAAACCAACGGCAAGCCGAUGCCCCAGAGCUUACAGGACGGGGAGAACUUUGGCCGCGGUGAUACGGCCUUUUCGGCGUGCCUCGGACGCAACAAGACCCACCACGAGGACAUUCCGCCGGCGCAGCAGAUGGUGCCGCUAGAUACGAUUGAGCGAUAGGUUUGAAUCAGUACCAGUGGGAGCGUUUUUGUAAGGAAAACGCCUAAAAGAGAUUGUUUGUCUGAGCAUGUCGUGUAAAUGAAGUAAUUUUAAGUGAUAAAGUGUAGAUAUUCUUGUUGAAAAGAGUAGCGAGCAAUAUAUUUUAAUGAAAA